AAACGCCCCGUAACGGGCCUCCCUCUCAACGGCUCACUCUUGGCCAGCAGCAGCGCCAAGAUGGCGGCCCCCAAGGACUGACUGGUCACGUGACUUCGAGUUUCCCUAAUUUGAAGCCCGGCGGCCGGUUCCGAGGCAAGGCUCCCUUCUGUCACCCAAUGGGUGUCAGCCCUUCCAAUCUCGCCAGCCAAUCGCCAUUGGAGACUGCAGUGAGGCGACCAAAAGACUGGAGCUUUCCAGUUGCGAAGUCAGGGGCCAAUCACCAAGCGUCCUAUAGUUUGUGAGCCCUCCCGUAGGGACGGGGAGAAGUAGGAAUGUCGUCACUGUGCAGCAGUAUUGUUACCUAAGAACUCGAGAGGAGGUGGGACGUAUGUUGAUUGACAGACAGAUUUCCCCUACCGGGAUUUGAGAAUUUGGCGUGGUGUCCCGCCUUAGAGGCGGGGUCUUAUUUGAUUGCCAAGUCAUACUCCCCAAUGGAGUUAUAGCUCGGCGUGACGGGCACCCUGCUUGACUAAUGAAUCCUCGACGUGGCCGGAGCAGCUCUCCAAUCGCGGAGCGGCGGGCCCCAGUCUGAGCGGCGAUGGCGGCGGCGGCGGCGGCGGCAGCAGCAGCAGGGGCUGCGGGUGGUCGGGGCUCCGGGCCGGGGCGGAGGCGCCAUCUUGUGCCCGGGGCCGGUGGGGAGGCCGGGGAGGGGGCCCCGGGGGGCGCAGGGGACUACGGGAACGGCGUGGAGUCUGAGGAACUGGAGCCUGGGGAGCUGCUGCUGGAGCCCGAGCCGGAGCCCGAGCCCGAAGAGGAGCCGCCCCGGCCCCGCGCCCCCCCGGGAGCUCCUGGCCCUGGGCCUGGCUCCGGAGCCGCCGGUAGCCAAGAAGAGGAGGAAGAGCCGGGGCUAGUAGAGAGUGACCCGGGGGACGGCGCCAUUGAGGACCCGGAGCUGGAAGCGAUCAAAGCUCGAGUCAGGGAGAUGGAGGAAGAAGCUGAGAAGCUAAAGGAGCUGCAGAACGAGGUCGAGAAGCAGAUGAACAUGAGUCCACCUCCGGGCAAUGCUGGCCCAGUGAUCAUGUCUAUUGAAGAGAGAAUGGAGGCCGAUGCCCGUUCCAUCUAUGUUGGCAAUGUGGACUAUGGUGCAACAGCAGAAGAGCUAGAAGCUCAUUUUCAUGGCUGUGGUUCAGUUAACCGUGUCACCAUACUUUGUGACAAAUUUAGUGGCCAUCCCAAAGGUUUUGCUUAUAUAGAGUUCUCAGACAAAGAAUCAGUGAGGACUUCCUUGGCCUUAGAUGAGUCCCUGUUUAGAGGAAGACAAAUCAAGGUGAUCCCGAAACGGACUAAUAGACCAGGCAUCAGCACAACAGACCGAGGUUUCCCACGUGCCCGCUACCGUGCCCGGACCACCAACUACAACAGUUCCCGCUCUCGAUUCUACAGUGGUUUUAACAGCAGGCCCCGAGGUCGUGUCUACAGGGGCCGGGCUAGAGCGACAUCAUGGUAUUCCCCUUACUAAAAAAAGUGUGUAUUAGGAGGAGAGAGAGGAAAAAAAGAGGAAAGAAGGAAAAAAAAAAGAAUUAAAAAAAAAAAAAAAAAAGAAAAACAGAAGAUGACCUUGAUGGAAAAAAAAAAUAUUUUUUAAAAAAAGAUAUACUGUGGAAGGGGGGAGAAUCCUAUAACUAACUGCUGAGGAGGGACCUGUUUUGGGCAGUAGGGGGAGGCCCAGGGGGUGGGGCAGGGGGCUGCUCUUUCACUCUGGGGAUCCACCACGGACACUUCUCAACUGUGCAAGCUGCUGCCUAUGUGUCCCUGCCCUACUUCACCCCUCCGGGGGCUGCUCGAGGGUAGGUGGGCAUGGGUGGUAGGAGGGUUUUUUUUUACCCAGGGCUCUGGAGGACACCAAACUGUUCUGCUUGUUACCUUCCCUCCAUCUUCUCCCUGCCUUUCACAGCCCCUCCUGCCUGCUCCUGUCCUGCCAGGGUUACCACCCACCCCACCCCUCCAGAUUGCCUGGUGAUCUGUUUUGUUUCCUUUUGUGUUUCUUUUUCUGUUUUGAGUGUCUUUCUUUGCAGGUUUCUGUAGCCGGAAGAACUCCGUUCCGCUCCCAGCGGCUCCAGUGUAAAUUCCCCUUCCCCUUGGGGAAAUGCACUACCUUGUUUUGGGUUUUUUUUUUGUGUUUCAGUUUUUUGUUUUGUUGUUUUUGUUUUUUUUCUUUCUUUUUUUGCCUUUUUUUCCCCCUUUUAUUUGGAGGGAAUGGGAGGAAGUGGGAACAGGGAGGUGGGAGGUGGAUUUUGUUUAUUUUUUUAGCUCAUUUCCAGGGGGUGGGAAUUUUUUUUAAAUAUGUGUCACGAAUAAAGUUGUUUUUGAAAAUAAAAAUUGUUCUGGCCUUUUGGGUGUAAA
Molecule: messenger RNA, 2385 nt
Organism: Octodon degus (degu)
Lineage: Eukaryota; Metazoa; Chordata; Mammalia; Rodentia; Octodontidae
Gene: Pabpn1
Product: poly(A) binding protein nuclear 1
Exons: 7
Coding region: 581-1501 (306 amino acids)
Molecular function (GO): RNA binding
Source: RefSeq, a predicted model, not a curated record